Messenger RNA from Rhodamnia argentea, 1203 nucleotides. Its product is annotated as monooxygenase 2-like. Bases 1 to 1203 code for a protein of 400 amino acids. Gene Ontology annotation, molecular function: FAD binding. The transcript is spliced from 5 exons. Lineage: Eukaryota; Viridiplantae; Streptophyta; Magnoliopsida; Myrtales; Myrtaceae. The record is from RefSeq and is a predicted model, not a curated record.
AUGGAGGACGUUGUGAUCGUUGGAGCAGGCAUCGCGGGGCUAGCGACGGCGGUGGCCCUGAAGAAGGUUGGGGUACGAGCAUUGGUGCUGGAGAGAUCGGAGGGGCUGCGAGCCGCCGGCGCGGCCCUGACCCUCUUCCCCAAUGCCUGGUACGCGCUCGAUGCGCUCGGGAUUUCGCAUAAGCUCACCUCCAUUUACACUCCUUUCUACAAGGGUUACGUGACCGAUGUGAAGACCAAAGCCAUCCAGGAAGUGAGUUAUGGUGCAAGCAAAGGGAGUGGAGAUGAACAAAGAGCGGUCAACCGUAAAGUCUUAUUACAGGUCUUGGCGGCGGAAUUGCCGUCGAAUACCAUCCGCUUCUCUUCAAAGCUCACUUCCAUUGAAACCCAAGUGGAACAAGGCUCAUCCAUUUGCAUCCUCGCGCUUGAAGAUGGAACUAUCAUCAAGUCUAAGGUUGUGAUAGGAUGUGACGGGGUGCAUUCUAGGAUUGCCCGCUGGUUAGGGCUCGACUCGCCGGUUGAUUCGGGGCGGUCCGCAAUUCGCGGGCUCGCCGUGUACCCGCAGGGCCACGGGUUGAACCACGAGUUUCAGCAAUUUGUGGAUGUCUCGAAGAGGGCUGGUUUUGUUCCUCUCAAUGAUAAGGAGAUCUACUGGUUCUUUCUUUGCAAAGCUCCUCCAAAAGAUGCGGACAUCGGAGUUGACCCAAGUUUACUGCUAAGAGAUGUUGUUGACAACUUAGCCAAAGACUUUCCUCCCCUGUACCUCGACGUUGUCGGCCAGUCCGACCUUUCCGCCUUGACGUGGGCCCCGCUGAUUUUCCGAUACCCGUGGGACGUCAUCCUUGGGAACCUGACCCGCGCGCACAUCACGGUGGCCGGAGACGCCAUGCACCCCAUGACGCCGGACUUGGGCCAAGGCGGGUGUUCUGCCCUCGAGGACGCGGUCGUGUUGGCUCGGCACAUCGGAAGCUCGAUUUCCAAGCUAGGCAAACUCGAGACGUGUGGCGUCGGGUUCGCGCUCGAGAGGUACGCGAGGGAGAGGAGGUGGAGGGCCGCGAUGUUGAUCACGGCAUCGUUUUUGUCGGGUUGGGUCUCGCAGGAUGGGUCUAGUUGGUGGAUGAGGUUCCUAAGAGACGUAUUCUAUAACUUUAUACUGGGAAAAGCCUUUAGUGCGAGUAGGUACGAUUGCGGCAAACUUUGCUAA